UCCUCUUCCGGAGCGUCGGAUUUUUUGCUUCACUUGACCGGGAAAAUUUCGAAAGGCUCGAUCAGUUCAUGAACACCACUUCGGUGUCUGUCGUGAAGCGUCUGGACCUCUGGGUUGAUACUGCCCGCGAUGUGCCUGAGGACAAGGUGCAAAAGUCUCUCGAACGACUUAUAGGUAUCUUCACCAGAUUCUCACAUCUCAUCGAGUUGACUCUGUUCGGUGACGGCAAGGAUCUGGGCAGCUUCCCCACCAUGUGGACCUCCUCAGCACAAUGUCAACUGGAGACCAUUGCGUUAUCUAUUUCUGACGAUAUCACACAAUCAAAGUGGGGCGGUUUCUUGACCUCACAACCUAAGCUUCGGCACUUGGGGAUAUAUCGUGCCAAAAGUUUUGAGGUGCCCCCCAUACCCUCACUUAUAUCUAUGAGGGUUGAACUCAGAUGUGGGCAUAUCCGCUUUCCUGACAACAUGUCGUCCACUCUACAUGCAUUGGAAUAUCUUUCUGUCAGAAGUGUUGACACAUUGUCCCUGUUGGACAUGCCAUCUUUGAAGCAGCUUCAUUGUUCCGAUGUGCAGAGAUUGGUUAUGGAUUCGGAAUUUCCAAAUCUUACGGACGUCAGCUUGGAUUCCAUACGCAAUUCCACCCCCCCUACGAUUCCACUCCCUUCCUUAUCAAAGCUCCGCAUGGUGGAUGUGCCGCUGCACCUUGCACGAGGAUGUACAACGCUCGCCUCCGUGGAAUUCCUGGACCACACUUUAGUUUGGCCGCGUCGACCUCACGAUCUGGAAUCGCUCAAGGAUUCUGCAUUGUCACUUCGCAGCCUGACCAUUAGAGAGGACCAUAGAUCGGAGAGCGAAAUUCCACCAUCCUACCAAGUAAUCAAGACAUUCACCUUCCUCACCGAUUUGACGAUCGAAUUCCACUCUAUUCUAGUUCGGCUCUGUUGGUCCCCUUUCGACCAAAAAUGCCCUACCAGUUCUUUAUUUGGCGUUGUGAAAUCGUUAAAAUGCCUUCAAACGCUCUCCUGGGAAGUUACCGUGUUACGAGUGGACCCGCGCGAGCGCGACCCGACCGAGGAGGAGACCACGGAUUACCUCGAUGAGGGGAUUGUGGGGGGGAUUGUGGGUUGGCUCGAUGACAUGUCGGAUGGCUACGCACGUACCAGUCCCUCGCUCCUCCAUGCCGAAUUCCGUUGUCGCGGCCUCGGAUACAUCUAUGACAUGCCGAGUGAAGAGACAGAAAAGCUAGGCUGGUGGAUGAGACAUACUAGGACCUCUAUCGCAGAUCCCUUUGAAAGGUGGGCUCUGAAAGAGGAAUUUUUCCUUGACCACAACGGAUACCGGCGCCACAUACGGUCAUGGCGGUACUGAUUUAUGGCUUUUUUUUUUUUUUAAAGCUCUUUUGUUCAUGUUGUAUCACCUCUUUCCGUGCUCUCCUCGAUCUGCCGAUUCACCUAGCUAGGCGUUUAACCUUGAU
Messenger RNA from Cantharellus anzutake, 1476 nucleotides. RefSeq lists its product as uncharacterized. NCBI's taxonomy places the organism in Eukaryota, Fungi, Basidiomycota, Agaricomycetes, Cantharellales, Hydnaceae. The transcript has a single exon. The record is from RefSeq and is a predicted model, not a curated record. The coding region runs from base 69 to 1370 and encodes 433 amino acids.